AACCGUACUAGUUGUGUCCGGGAGCCGUCUUAGGCGCUGGCCUCUUAGAGUUGGUGCAAGCUGAAGCCGGGAAAGUAGUGUGAAGGUUCUUCAUGAGAAGUGUCUGCCGGACUGCAAUACUUCAAGAGACUUGAGAACGAGAUUGUGACUUUGAGGUGAGGUUGUAAGAAGUGGACUUGAGAGACAAAUUUACUAUAGAUCAGAGGACGAUCUAUUGAGUGGAGUAUUAGAAUCCUGGAAGAAGUGUGUUCUGCACUAGGUGGGGCAAUGGCCCAAGUCCCAACUGCUUACUCGUUUGAUGCCCCCACCGACUUUAUCAACUUUUCAUCUUUGGAUGCUGAAGAGGACACUGAAAAUAUAGACUCAUGGUUUGACGAGAAGGCCAACUUGGAGAACAAGUUUCUUCGGCAGAGUGGAAUAGGAGAACCUUUUCAGGGGAAGACGUCCUUGAGAAAAGCCAAACUUCAACAGGGCUGUGUCACACCGUUGAAGGCAGUUGAUAACACUUACUACAAAGAGACAGAAAAGGAAAAUCUUCAGAAGCAAUCUAUCCCAUCAAAUGAUUGUCCUUCCCUGAAUGCUAAGAGAGCUGUGACAGGAACUACUCCCAUCCAGCCUCAGAGAAGAUCUGUUAGACUCUCCGCUCAGAAGGAUUUGGAGCAGAAAGAGAAAAACCAUGUUGCCUCUGUUGAAAUGAAAGCCGAGAGAUGCACUGCUCACACGACUGAUUAUCCCCCCAACAAGAAAAUGAAAGUUUCUCAUAAAAAGAAACCGGAGGAAGAGGAGGAGGGCAGUGCUCCAGCUACUUCAAGAAAGGAUGAAACUCUGGAGAGGGCCAAGGGCAAACACACUGUGCCUGCUGUGCCGCCUGCCAGGGAGAAGACUGUAAAGAGUACUGAAGAGCAGGAGUUAGAGAAGAGUCUGAGAAUGCAGCAGGAAGUGGUGGAGAUGCGGAAGAAGAAUGAAGAGUUUAAGAAGCUGGCUCUCGCAGGGCCAGGGCAACCUGUGAAGAAAUCCACCAGCCAGGUUACCAAGACAGUUGACUUUCACUUCCUCACAGAUGAGAGAAUCAAACAACAUCCCAAGAGCCAGGAAGAGUAUAAGGAAGUGAACUUCAUGUCCGAACUUCGAAAGCAUUCUUCCACUCCUGCCCGAGGGACCAGAGGAUGUACCAUCAUUAAGCCUUUCAAUCUGUCCAAAGGAAAGAAAAGAACAUUUGACGAAGCAGCGUCUACAUAUGUGCCCAUUGCACAGCAGGUUGAAGCCUUCCACAAACGAACCCCUAAUCGAUACCAUCUGAGGAACAAGAAGGACGAGAGCUUGUUACCCUCCAAACCUGUGAACAAGAUUGUACGAGACCCCCAGACCCCUAUACUGCAGACCAAAUACCGUGCAAGGGCUGUGACCUGCAAAAGUGCGGCAGAGAAGGAGGCCGAGGAGCUUGAGAAACUGCAACAAUACAAAUUCAAAGCACGGGAACUUGAUCCCAGAAUUUUUGAAAGUGGCCCCAUCUUGCCCAAGAGACCACCUGUUAAGCCUCCUACCCAGCCUGUUGGUUUUGAUUUGGAAAUUGAGAAACGAAUUCAUGAGCGAGAGUCAAAGAAAAAACCCGAAGAUGAACAAUUUGAAUUUCAUUCCAGACCUUGCCCUACUAAGAUCUUGGAAGAUGUUGUGGGUGUUCCUGAAAAGAAGGUUAUUCCAGCCACUGUCCCUAAGUCACCAGUUUUUGCACUGAAGAACAGGAUCCGAGUGCCUGUCAAAGAAGAUGAGGAAGAGGAGAAACCAGUAGUGAUAAAAGCUCAACCUGUGCCACAUUAUGGGGUGCCUUAUAAACCCCCCAUCCCAGAGACAAGAAAUGUGGAGGUGUGCCCGUUCUCCUUUGAUACCCGGGACAAAGAACGCCAGUUGCAGAAGGAGAAAAAAAUAAAAGAAAUGCAGAAAGGAGAGGUGCCCAAGUUCAAGGCACUUCCUGUGCCCCAUUUUGACACCAUUAACCUGCCAGAGAAAAAGGUAAAGAAUGCGACUCAGGCCGAGCCUUUCUCCUUGGAGACAGACAAGAGAGGUGCCUACAAGGCCGAGAUAUGGAAGCACCAGCUGGAAGAAGAGCAGAAGCAGCAGAAGGAAGCCGCUUGCUUCAGGGCUCGUCCAAACACUGUCAUCUUCCAAGAGCCCUUUGUUCCCAAGAAAGAGAAAAAAUCAGCUGCUGAGAACCCUUCUGGUUCUCUAGUUCAGGAACCUUUUCAGCUGGCCACCGAGAAGAGAGCCAAAGAGCGGCAGGAGCUGGAGAAGAAAAUGGCUGAGAUGGAGGCCUGGAAACUACAGCAGUUGGCAGAAGUCAGGCAGCAGGAAGAGGAGCAGCAGAAGGAGGAGCUAGCCAGGCUCCGGAAGGAACUGGUGCACAAGGCAAAUCCAAUCCGAAAGUACUCAGCAGUGGAGGUGAAAUCCAGUGAGCUGCCUCUGACCGUGCCGGUGUCUCCUAAGUUCUCCACUCGGUUCCAGUAGAAGCCGCCGCAUGUACACCACAGGCACAGAGAACACGUUUUCAGACUCACCUGAGAACUGUGGAGGCCAGGUUUUGAAGAUCGAGUUACAUGGAGACUUUGAAGCUAAUGAGACAGCACUCAUUUAGACUCCUCAGACUUCCUGUAGUUAUUUCCUGCAGACAUUAGCUGGCCCUUUCCUGUUGGUCUUAACUCUGGCCAGGACUUCAACUAUUCAUUUUGGCAUAGUCUACUUUUCACCUAAUCUCCCCCUUCUCCCCCUUUAUAUAUGUAUUUUAAGCAUAAAAUAAAGGCAGUCAAGUCCUAGG
Molecule: messenger RNA, 2809 nt
Organism: Rattus rattus (black rat)
Lineage: Eukaryota; Metazoa; Chordata; Mammalia; Rodentia; Muridae
Gene: Tpx2
Product: TPX2 microtubule nucleation factor
Exons: 18
Coding region: 268-2502 (744 amino acids)
Biological process (GO): activation of protein kinase activity; regulation of mitotic spindle organization
Cellular component (GO): spindle; microtubule
Source: RefSeq, a predicted model, not a curated record